AUGAGAGGAGAGGGCCCAGAGUUUGAACAGUGUGAGAAUGAUGGGAGUGAGGUACAGCUCUGGCCAGCCUCUUCCUCCUCCUCUCAUGUUUCAUGUCGUUCUGGUGAAGCAACCCUUUUAGUUGCCAUUGUGUGUUUGUUUCUGUUGGCAAUGAGCCAAAGAAGCAAGAGUUGUGGAGGCAUGAAGCUGCUGAGGGUGUUUGUGUUUGUGGGGUUGGUGAUUGUGAAAUGGGUGGAAGGCUUGGAGGAUACUAAUGUGACAGACAUUGAUAUGCAAUAUGUCAGUGGAAGAGGUUUCUACAGACCUUUGAUGGUUGGGCUUACUCUUAUUAAUGGCGCUGCUGCUAAAGGAGCUGUCUGCCUGGAUGGAUCUUUACCAGGUUACCACUUCCAUCGGGGAUAUGGUUCAGGAUCAAACAGUUGGCUUAUACAAUUGGAGGGAGGAGGCUGGUGUGGAACUAUAAAAAAUUGUCUUUACAGUAAGAAAACACGUCAUGGUUCCUCAUUCUUUAUGGAAAAACAAAUACCAUUUAUUGGGAUAUUGAGCAACAAAGCUGAGGACAAUCCAGAUUUUUUUAAUUGGAAUAGAAUCAAAAUCCGUUAUUGUGAUGGUGCAUCAUUUAGUGGUGACAGUCAAAAUGCGGGAGCAGGAUUGUAUUUCAGAGGGCAACGCAUUUGGCAAGCUGCUAUGGAAGAUCUAAUGUCAAAAGGGAUGCGCUAUGCCAAACAGGCCCUUCUAUCUGGAUGUUCUGCAGGAGGCUUAGCUACCAUUAUACACUGUGAUGAAUUUCGGGAAUUGUUUCCUAGAACCACAAGAGUAAAAUGCUUGAGUGAUGCUGGAUUAUUCCUUGAUUCUGUUGAUGUAUCUGGCCGUCGCAGCUUAAGGAAUUUGUUUGGAAGUGUGGUCACCUUACAGGGAGUGCAAAAGAGCCUUCCAAGAAGUUGUAUCAGUCGCCUCAAUCCAAUUUUGUGCUAUUUUCCUCAACACUUAAUUGCCAGUGUUAGGACACCACUGUUUCUUCUCAAUGCAGCUUAUGAUACUUGGCAGAUUCAAGCCAGUCUUGCUCCACCAUCUGCUGACUACCGAUGGAACUGGUAUGAAUGCAGAAAAAAUUAUGCACGUUGCAGUGCACCGCAGAUACAGUAUCUUCAAGGUUUUCGAAAUCAGAUGCUUAGAUCUACAAGAGCCUUCUCACGGUCUUAUAAAAAUGGAUUAUUCAUAAAUUCAUGUUUCGCUCAUUGUCAAUCAGAAAGACAGGAUACAUGGUUUUCUCGUGAUUCUCCUCGUAUUGGAAAUAGGGGAAUCGCAGAGUCUGUUGGGAACUGGUUUUUUGACCGAGUUAGUGUCCAGGCUAUUGGUUGUCCUUACCCUUGUGACAAAACCUGCCAUAAUUUGGUAUUCAAGUGA
Sphenostylis stenocarpa is the source of this 1407-nucleotide messenger RNA. NCBI's taxonomy places the organism in Eukaryota, Viridiplantae, Streptophyta, Magnoliopsida, Fabales, Fabaceae. The record is from the annotation of a GenBank genome assembly.